This is a messenger RNA of Psammomys obesus (fat sand rat), 243 nucleotides long. RefSeq names its product small integral membrane protein 40 (gene Smim40). Lineage: Eukaryota; Metazoa; Chordata; Mammalia; Rodentia; Muridae. The transcript has a single exon. The record is from RefSeq and is a predicted model, not a curated record. Bases 1 to 243 code for a protein of 80 amino acids.
AUGGCGGAGGACGAGGGCGGCGGGGAGGAGAGCGAUGUGUUCCUAGCCUUCGCCCAAGGGCCCACUCCUCCUCGGGGGCCCCUGCGGCGCGCUUUGGACAAGAUCUUCCUCACCUUCUUGGUCCUCUUCCUGACAGUGCUGAUGUUGGAGGCUGCUUACAAACUGCUGUGGCCCCUGCCAUGGGCCAAGUUUCGGGACUGGCUUCUGAGGACGCCCCAGGAGGAGGCGGCGCUGGAGCUGUGA